GAGAGGUUCGCUCUCUGCGUUCGGUGACAUCGCGAGUGAACAAUCAACAAACCCCUCACACGCAACCACGGGUAUUGAAAGAACCAGAUAAACUUUUCACAGGAAAAUGUGACGGAAAUUCGUGCGUUAUCCCAAAUAAUAAGGAGUGGAAUCGCGUAAAGGGGGAAGAGAGGCAUGGUCCCAGCGACCAGAUGAACGGAUUUAGUAUUGCCGGGGUCGAAAUAAGACUACGAAAAUUGCUUCCCACGGCAGUCCGGCGCGCGCCUACAUCGCCUACCACAAGCUGGGAGCCGAUAUGGAGGCCCAGACCGCCACGCCGCAGGGCGACUGCGAGUGCGGCGUGCAUCCAUCCGUCUUCUAUCUACUGGCCACACUGUUGCUCACUAGUUGUUCAACGGCCAUGCUAUGCGCGGCGAUCAUGACAGAGCACUGGGAGCACGUGUCGUGGGAGCGGUCCGCGCUCACGGCGCUCGCGAACACGUCCAACACCGCCAUACAGUGGCUGCUCGAUGAGAAGGUCGUCAAGGUCGAAGAUACAAGCAAGAAAAAAGGGGGAGGUGGAAGCACAUUUUUAGUGCCGAUGAAUGGUGGCAUAUGGAAGAUGUGCGUUUCGUUAGAAGCGGAAGAAGUAUCAAUAUUAUCAAGGGCUGGCUUCCCCACGGAGCCGCUGUGCACAAAUUAUUUAGCUGAUGAUGAGAACGAGGAACCCAGAGCUGAUUGGCAACAUCGCAUGCAGAAUCUGUCCAUAUCGUGUGCAUUAGUCUGCCUCAUAGUGCUGGGCAGCGCGGCGCUGGUCGGCGCUUUCGGGGUUUGUAAGCACCAGAUCAGCGCUGUGUUGGUUACUGGCGUUAUGUAUUUGUUGGCUGGUCUAUUCGCAAUGUUCACGCUAAUGAUAAUCCACUUCAAGCGUGUCCAGCGAGUAUCCGCCCGCGCAGUGGACGAUACUGCGGACGGAGUUGUUGGACCACAUGGACCAUCUAUACCUUUGCUAUCUGCUAGAGAAUUCACUACGUCAUGGUCUUUGGAACUUGGCUGGGGCGGGGUUGUACUGGCUACUACUACGUCACUAUUGUGGAUUUUGUUGUCGAAGAUCAUGCGAUACAAUCCGCUGUCCACUAUGUUACUGUGAAAUUUAUAAUUCUUACAAACGCUGUCGAUCCUGCUAUCUAAAAUCAUGAGAUAUAAUUAAUAAAUUGAUUUCCCGCUUUAUUUGCAAUGUCUUCACUUAUAAUAACUUAGAGCUAGCGCGCAAGAGCAACUUUUGUCUCCGCAACUAUUUUGUCUCUCCCAUCAACUCUAUGGGGAGUUGCGUCGCUACGUGCGCGCACUUUCUUACUAGUCCAUGGAGGUGAUGGGAGAGACAAAAUAGUUGCGGAGACAAAAGUUGCUCUUGCGCGCUAACUCUUACUUUAGCAGCGUGUGGCAGCACAGGAUUUCAGCACGAACCUCAUGUUAGAAUUGAGAUAAAUCCAUUCUCCAAUGUGUUACUGUGAAUGCUAUAAUAAGUGAUACUGAAUUGUUUGAUGUAAGACACUAAAAUGUUGUUAUAAAAAGCCUCAAAAUAAAUAACUCUGAAAUUAAAGUUGUGAAUUCCGCUUAUCAUGAUUCAUGAAAUGGAACCCUCUGUCCACUUUUUUACAAUACAAUCUGAAGCUUUACGUUAUUAUUAUUUUAGAAAUAACUAAAAAAAGUAAUAGCGGAUUUAAAAAGCUUACAAAUUCAUAUUAGGUCUGUGGAUUUAUAUUUUAUCACAAAAAACCUGUCUACUAGGUAUAUUACUAUGAGCGUGUUAUAAUAAAAUGGUGAAUUUUGUUGUCCACUAUUCAGGUAACUAGUCCUUUAUUUAAAAAAAUAAUAAUAUCUCCCUAUUUAGUUUUCUCACAUAGUUUGUGUCACGUGUUUUUCUGGUUUCAUCACAAAGCGUACUUAUGAACUGUUUCUUUCCCGAUCCAUCAUGGCCUCGUAAUUAAGUCAAUUAUAGCUGGUUAUUCCAUUCAAAUAGUACCGUUUAUUAGGAUAUUGCCUAUGCUUUGAAUAAUUAUUCUAAUAUUGGCUUAUACCGCCAUUUAUGAGAGUAAUUAAUCAAGAAAUCGCGGUAGAAGAAUACAAUAUACUUACCUUAGACGUAAUAAUGUUAUCUGUGGUUACAAUAUGAUCUAGAAAAUAAGAAAUAUAGUACCUAGUAUAAUAUUGUUGAGAAUGCAAAGCAUUGAAAUUGUACUCUGAUUGUUCAAAUAGUAAUAUAAAAAUAUGUAAAAUAAUCCAACCCAUGAAAAUCCACUAAUUUCAACUCGCUUUAUAAACAUGAAAAAGUUCGUAAUAAAAACGGCAACUUCUUUUCUUCUAACACAAUUGUUUAAAAAUUUCAAUCGCCGAGCUUUGUUGCCGUCCAUUGCUAUUGUUAUUAUUUAUGGCUAUAAAUAUAUUUUUGAAGGGAAAAUGUUUUCUAUUGUUUGAUGAAUAUUUUGCCCUUGAAAUUUUAUAAACACGUUACGCUUUUUCGAAAAAACGUUCGUUUUAAAAUCUAUCUAGCUAUAGAUGUAGGUACUUAAUAAUGAUAGUACGCUGUGAAUCGUUUUCUCACAAUUUACGAGGGUUCGAUGAUUACAUCGCGCGUAUUGCGAUGAUAUACCUACCUACCUAGCCAGGGAGAACUAUAAUUACUCUUGGGCACAUUAUACAGGGUGUGCCACUGUUGGUAUACUAAGCUCAAAGGAGGUUAUAGUUUUGCAUAAGCUGAGUACGUAAAAAAUAAUUUCAAAAUUCCAGACACAUUUUUUUACAAAUAGAUGAAUUUUU
Molecule: messenger RNA, 2799 nt
Organism: Colias croceus (clouded yellow)
Lineage: Eukaryota; Metazoa; Arthropoda; Insecta; Lepidoptera; Pieridae
Exons: 7
Coding region: 296-1129 (277 amino acids)
Cellular component (GO): membrane
Source: RefSeq, a predicted model, not a curated record